ACGGAUCAAACACAGUACACACGGGCAGUUGGGAAAAAGAUAACGGGGAGGAUGGCGACGGAAGGGGUGAAGAGAGGGGCAUGGACUGGCAAGGAGGACGAAACCUUGGCUUCCUACGUCAAGGCGCAUGGCGAAGGCAGAUGGAACGAAGUCCCCCAGAGAGCUGGUCUUCGGCGGUGCGGCAAGAGCUGUCGGCUGCGGUGGCUGAACUACCUCCGGCCGAACAUCAAGCGGGGAAACAUAUCCAACGAUGAGGAGGACACCAUCGUCAGGCUCCACGCUCUCCUUGGCAACAGGUGGUCGCUCAUCGCUGGCAGGUUGCCCGGCCGAACAGACAACGAAAUCAAGAACUACUGGAAUAGCACCCUUGGCCGGAAGGUGCUUCCCGCACCACAUUCCGCCACCAGGAUGGUUGCCACGCCAGACACCUCCGCCGGCUCCGGAUCUUACACAGAGGCGUCGGCAAGUCUGUCUAGCUCUGGACCUGGUACAAGCGACAAGGCUGCGACGCCGUCGCCGCUGCCGGCCACGCUGUGGGCGCCAAAGCCUGUGAGGCACACGGGGCACCCCUUCUUCCUCCGGGAUAGGCCGCCGCCCUUGCCGGUUGCGGAGACGCGAACCGUGGCCAACGGGGAUGCCUGCAGCGGCAGCAGCUCGGUGACAUCGGAGUUCCCGGCUGUACCGCCCUCGUUAGGCAGUGACGACUGGAUGCACGAAGUGAGAGGGUUAACAUUUCAGAAAGCAUAGGCUUUCCUACGCCCCUUAUCUAGCCACUCAUUUUUGUAUCGCGAUUCGUGCGAGUACAUUUGUUUUUUUGUUUCUCCCAUAUAGAACAACAUAUGAACUUCAAACUUGGCAGCUCAACAAAACAUUCUUCCUAGAAUGUGGGAAAAAAAAUUAGAAUUUUUCGUGCAAUAUAAAUACUAAAAAGUACAUUUUUUAAUACAAAAAAUCUAAUUUCGUAUAUUUAUGUUUAACAAAAAAAUCUGAAAGUUUUUUCUCACAUUCUAGUUAGAACGUUUUGGUGUCUUGCAAAGUUUGAAGUUCAUAUAUUGUUUUAUUUUGAAGAAACAAAAAAGAGAAAAUCUGAUGUACAAAGUUAGUUGUCUAGCACGGAUCUUAAAGCAAUGUUGGAGGGUAA
This is a messenger RNA of Aegilops tauschii subsp. strangulata, 1141 nucleotides long. RefSeq names its product anthocyanin regulatory C1 protein. NCBI's taxonomy places the organism in Eukaryota, Viridiplantae, Streptophyta, Magnoliopsida, Poales, Poaceae. The record is from RefSeq and is a predicted model, not a curated record.